Messenger RNA from Aureobasidium namibiae CBS 147.97, 2880 nucleotides. RefSeq lists its product as uncharacterized. Bases 1 to 2880 code for a protein of 959 amino acids. Gene Ontology annotation, molecular function: microtubule binding. NCBI's taxonomy places the organism in Eukaryota, Fungi, Ascomycota, Dothideomycetes, Dothideales, Saccotheciaceae. The record is from RefSeq and is a predicted model, not a curated record. The transcript has a single exon.
AUGCCUUCGCCCCGCCAGUCGCCUGGAAACACGUCGACCAUGUCCAGCUUCCAGCCCGAGUUCGAGUCAACACAGCAGUUCGACACGGCCACGCAGUCGCUGCAACUGCCCAAUCUCAGAUCCAGUGCGCAGCGCUUCAGCUACUACAACCCACCUCAGCCCGCCAUGCACAUUGACUCAUCUCUCGUGCGCGAUAGCUUCCCUGACUUUACCGAGAAGUCGCCAUCGCCAUCGCCUGAGGCAUCCUUGUCCAUUGAAGCUGGACGCGCUAAGAAGGGCAGUCCCAAAGCCUUCGACAUGUCCGACAUUCCGCUGCCCAGUGACAGCCUUUACGACCUGCACAGCACCCCUCCGAGAAGCACGCGCCCCACCCCCAAGAAGGCUGAUAGCCUGAGAAAAGAAGCCUCGUUGCGACGCGCUCACUCGAGCGACAAGAGAGCCAAUGCCUCGCAGCGCCGCUCCUUGUCCGACAUGCACCACAAGGUCCGCCACGAGAGCGACUCGUCCUUUGUUGGCGAGGACCGCCCGACCAUCACCUCGGUCCAGCCACGAAACACGCGCUUCACUUCAGCAAAUCUGCCCACUUCUUACUCGCACCACCAAGGCCUGCAAUCCGCAUCCACACCUCAGCGUCCGCUACAAAAUCCUACCGCUACAUGGACCGGCUCCCAGACCCAAGCUUCGUUCAUGCUUCCCGAUCUUCCAAACAUUACCGAGCUCGUGUCGGGCGUGCGCAAAGACGGCACCCCAGUCUUCUCUCGCUCACAAAAGUCGCGUUCGCGCUUCACUUCUGCCUCGUACAACAACCCUACCAUCACAAACACCAUCGCCCACGCCAACAUCAACUCGAUCGCCGUCCCCGACGAAGAAAAGGCAAUCUUUGCGUCCUUGCAGCUCUUGAAGGACAAAGUUGCAAACCUCGAAGCAGAAAAAAGUGAAGCACAGAAGAGGCUCGAAGAAUACGAGGCAGAAGUUGGUCAGCUGAAGUCGCGCCUCGACGUCGAGCAGAAGCUGCGACGCCCCGACAGUGCAUUGGGCGAGGAUGAUGAUGGCAGUGCCAAAGAGAGAUGGCGCGUUGAGAGGGCCACCUUGAAGUCUACCAUCAAGGCUCUGCAGGAUCGUCUGGAUCGCGGAGAGCGCAAGCUAUCUGUCAACGACAUUGCCGUCAAGCACCUGACUAAAGAACGUGAUGGUUUGGUCACCCAGCUCGGCGUCGCUUACUACAAUUCCGAGGAGCUCAAGAACGAGAACAUUCAACUGCGCGAUUCUAACCAAGAUAUGGAGGAUGAUGUCGCAACUCUACAAGCUGAGAAUGGUCGUCUGCGUGUUAGACUUGCUCAAAUCAAGGCUCAAUUCCACGAUGAAACACAGCAAUGGAAUUCACGCGAAUCUGAUCUGAAAGCAAGAAUACAUCGUCGUGAGGCCGCUGUUCGCGACAUGCAGCCCGACCAGACCGCGCAGUCCGCUCCUGCUCAAGACCAUACUUCCAAGUCGUCCAAGUCUCGUGUUGCCCAAGACAGCCUGCAACCCACAAACAAGCGCCGAUCAAGCGGAAGACCCGGCCAGGACACCAAGCACAACAUCAUGGACAGCAUCGAGAACGAGAUCAGAAGAUCGCGUUCCACUGCUGCACCUGCCGAUGUUCGCUCUCGCUCGCGCUCCAAGUCCAACACUCGCCAUAACACCACUAAGCCUCAUCCCAUCGUGGACGUCAGCGAUGUUGACUCCACGACCAACCUGAACUUUUCUAGAACCGCCAGAGACGAACCCGCGGAUAACAACGAAGACUCUAGGGACAUUACUUACUUGAGCUUCCUUGAUCCUAGAGAACUAGCAAGGCUACGAAAGACUCUGGAGGAAGAACGCCGUGCCUCGAAAACGGCGCGCGCUGUAUCUGCACCGCAGGCCCAAGACAAUGCAACUUCCACAAAUGUUACGACUAUGCCCCGCAAGUCAUCUCUCAAGGAUCUUGUCAAAGACGAUACAGGGCGUUUCACCAUCAGAUCUCAGGUGGACGAAAACACUGGCCUGCUCAAAAACGUGCGUAUCCAAUCACCUCACACAUCCGAUGCUAUCUCGUACUCUGAGCCAAGAGAGUCGAUGGAGGCAUCGUUCAUGAGCACAUCGUCACGCCGAAGGAACCGCACCAAGAGUAUAGAAGAAAUGACUUCUGCCUUCAUUCUUCCCGACAUCACACUUCAUACUGGUCCAGGUGCUCAAGCCACUAUGGCAGAGACUGUCGGUGACAUCUCGCAUGACAACCUCAACUGCACCGUUUGCCCGUCUCAGGACUCGCAGGACAAGGAAGUCACGAUUCCCUUGCCUGUCCCUGUUUCUGAGCGCGAGAUAGACGACUCGAACGCCACUAUUCGCCCUUCUCAACCCCCACCUAUAGCACUAGCGACCGUUCUCAAGCAACUCGAAGAUGAGGUCAAACAUCUUAAGCUUCAACUCCAGAGUUACGAGAAGAUGUACAACAAGCACGAUCCCGCCCUCGGUCGCCGCAAGCGCCUCGCUGUGAAACAGAAGAUGGACUAUUUGAUGGCCGAGAUCGAACGCCGCAGUGACCAGAUUUAUGCUCUCUACGAUGUACUUGAGGGUCAGAAGUCAUCUGCUGCAGACAUGGAUGGCGAACAACAGUUGCAAGAACUGGAUGAUGAACAAGUGGAAGAGACAUUGCAGAGUUUGGGUAUUGAUGUUGGUGAGUUGGCCCAAAGGGCUAGGGACACCAAGGAGGUGCAACACCAUAGAUUUGGUCUUGAUGGACUCGACGAGGACAGUGAAGUCGAAUUGCCAUGGGGUGGCUUCAGUGAUGAGAGUGAGGUUGAAGAGGUACAAUUGCCCAGAAGACGUUCAGUAAACAGGGCUGUGAGUGCUUAG